CGCUAAAUUUCUGUAGUUAACAAGCGGCAGCAGCAGCAGCGAUACGUUGACAUUUAGUACUAAAAUAUUGAAUCGGGUUGUGAGCUCAGUUCAGUUGGUGCCUGGUGGCUACCCUUGUAUUUCCCGGCAAAUGUAAAGAUGUCCGUGUAACAGAGUCGCUUUUCGAGUGAAUUAUUACUCAGUAUUAUCCUCUAGCCGUUCGUCGUCCCCGGAUCCGUAUCAACACCAACGAUCAUGGACAGGAGAAAAAUGUCAACCUCGGGGGACUCCCUCUACCAGAUCUUGGAAAUCCAAAAGACAGCUACCCCUGACGAGAUAAAAAAAACAUAUCGAAAGCUCGCUCUUAGAUUCCAUCCAGAUAAAAACCCCAACAAUCCGGAGGCAGCUGAUAAGUUCAAAGAAAUAAACAGGGCACACGCCAUCCUCACGGACCUAACAAAACGCAACAUAUACGAUAAUUACGGCUCUCUUGGUCUCUAUGUAGCCGAACAAUUUGGCGAGGAAAAUGUUAAUGCUUAUUUCGUGGUUACUUCUGGCUGGUGCAAGGCCCUGUUCGCAGUCUGUGCCAUAAUAACCGGUUGUUACUGUUGCUGCUGCUGUUGCUGCUGCUGUAACUUCUGCUGCGGCAAAUGUAAACCAACGCAACCAGAAGACAGCGGUGCCUACCAUAAUUUACAGCGGAACCAGAAUGCAGAAGGAGGCAUAGUGACCGACCAGCCGAGAAGUGGGCGCAAGGAGGAUGAAAGCGACGAAGAUGCUGUAACGGCGCAACCUCAGGGAGGCGCUUCGCAGGGAGCGCAACCCAUAUUCGCAAUGCCACCACCGCCGACAACGGCCAAUGAAAAUACAACCCUUAACAGCGGCGGAGACCGCGUGAUCUACACGACCGCCACAAACCCGUUCACAGGAGCACCGGUCGGCCAAUCGACCAACGGACCAACCGAAUGGUAGUUACACAACGUUAAAAUCUGCCAGAACAGCAAACACCUUUACCGAAGUUACUAAGGCGAGCACAUUCGCUAUGCCUUACUCGGAGUGAAUGUAGUUUUUCUGCUGGGUAUGAAAAAAAAAAAAAAAUAAAGAAACAACAAAACGAGAAGCAAACGAAAAAAAGAAACAAAUAAGAGAAAUUGUUUUUUUUUUUUAAUUUUUUUUUUUUAUUCAACAGUCCGAUUGAAUGUUGCGUAAUUAUUAUAAUCUAUCUAGCUUCGCUGUAUAAUUUCAAGUAUUGUCUAUUAAACAAUCCGUGUUUAUGGGAUUUACUGUUGACGAUUACAUUCUAUGGAGUUGCUUUAGUUUUAGGUAUUCCAACAAAUCGUGCGACAGUCACUCCAUUAUAAAACAAUUAAUUAUUCAAUAAUAGCCAAUUGAAAAUAUUUAUUAAUAAUCUUUUUAAUCAGCAGGGACUUUACGUUAAUCACAUACCAAUACAUCGGUACGUAAGUGAGAAAUGAAACUGAUCAAGACUAAGAAUAUUAUAGAAAUGUAUUACUAAUUAAAAUAAUAGUUCACCAAAGUUUCAAUUGUAUUAGUAGAUUAUUUAUUGUUCAUUACUCUCUCAUCAUUCUAAACUAGUCUUACGUUUUUAUAGAUUGAUGAAAAAAAAAACUUGCCGAAUGUGUCCCACAUGCUGCGAAAUAUGUUAUAAUGUGUUUAUUUUUUCUGCGAUAGAAAAAUACUUUCGUAAUAACUAGCAUUAUUCAAUCGUUAAUAAUUAUUAUUAUAUCAGUUAUACUUUUCUAGUACCUUGUACAAGAAUUACAAUUUUCAAUUUGAGAACGUCAAAUCACUGUCAUUGGUAAUUAUUGUUCGAGGGUGUGGCCGUUGACUCAUUAAUUAGUUAUAUCUUGAAUAAUGGAAACACUUAAUUUAGCGUGUCCAAUAUUACGAAACGAAAUUCUAGACGAUUGGUUUGAUUUGUGACUCGAUAUUGUAGAUAAUGUAAGACUUAAUAUUAUGCUUAGAAAAUUGUUCUAUUUUUCUGAUUUAUUAUGUACUAAAAACAUUCGAAGACAUUCUCGAGAUAUCUUUUUCACAAACUUCCGUACCGUGUAAUUGUUGUGACCAAGUCGCACCCUCGAUUUACAAUAAAUUUUUAGCCAGAGCGCUAUUAUCGUUGGGUAAAAUGACAAUAUGCGUAUAUCAAAAUCACAAUUUGUUUGAAACAUAUACGUGAUUGCAUUUAUAUACUCAUGCUAUUAUGGCGUAUUUCUUCGUUAAUGUCUUAUAGAUGUACAUUUCAUCAUUAUAUAUACGAUAUAAAGUAUACUACGUAAUUCAAGUCUAUUGGAAGAAAGGAUGAUGAAAAGGUGGAAUAUGAAAGAGAAUCUAACAGUUCAAACCGAGGGAAAUACUGUAAUAGAUGUAGCUUGCGAGUUUCUUAAAUCAUAGUUAAUUAUAGUUCGUAAGACGGCAGAAUUUAUACAUAGAUAUACACUAUUCAACGGAGUGACAGUAAACUAUUUUGCAAGUUGAUGAUUUCACGUAACUAAAAGUUUGAAAUUGUUGAUUCUCAUAUAUUGUACACAUUAUAUAUACAUAACAAAAACUAAAACUUCGUUCGUUCGAUGGAGUGAAGUAAAAAAACUAUAAAACAAAAAAAAAAAAUACAAAAAAAAACAAAUUGACAAACAAAUAUGUAUUUAAU
Molecule: messenger RNA, 2647 nt
Organism: Neodiprion fabricii
Lineage: Eukaryota; Metazoa; Arthropoda; Insecta; Hymenoptera; Diprionidae
Product: dnaJ homolog subfamily C member 5-like
Exons: 7
Coding region: 235-951 (238 amino acids)
Biological process (GO): regulation of neuromuscular synaptic transmission
Cellular component (GO): type Is terminal bouton
Source: RefSeq, a predicted model, not a curated record